Molecule: messenger RNA, 2399 nt
Organism: Mytilus trossulus (common blue mussel)
Lineage: Eukaryota; Metazoa; Mollusca; Bivalvia; Mytilida; Mytilidae
Product: mu-type opioid receptor-like
Exons: 2
Coding region: 135-1232 (365 amino acids)
Biological process (GO): G protein-coupled receptor signaling pathway
Cellular component (GO): plasma membrane
Molecular function (GO): G protein-coupled receptor activity
Source: RefSeq, a predicted model, not a curated record
UCUAUAUUCAUAAAGAUUUAAACAAACACGUAUUAUCAGUGUUAACUUCAACAUCUUAAAAUACGGAUGAGUAUAAUAUUAGAAUUGUAUACGAGGAUAUUUUACACUUAGAGGAUAUCAGCAAAACUUCAGAUAUGCAUGUGAAUGCGACAGAAAUCUAUCAAAAUAGUACAACAGAAUAUCUCAACUAUUACGGAACAGUGAACCUAGAAAGAGAUAUACAGAAGUAUUCAAAGCCUGUCAUUUGUCUGUCAGGAUUUAUCGGGAACUUUCUAUCAGCAGCCAUCUUUCUCAGUAAAUCACAGAGGAAAACAUCAUGCAGUCUGUAUCUAGGGGUACGUUCGCUCUCAGAUACAGGCUUUUUGAUAUCACUGUUUUUUAUUUGGUUAGGUGAUAUGCAAGUGAAUGCAUUCAAAGCUCCCGGAUUAUGCCAGUCUAUUAUAUUCUUAUCAUAUGUUUGUGCGUUUUUAUCUGUGUGGUUUAUCGUGAUAGUAACGUUUGAAAACUACAUUCGGAUUUGUAUGCCGUUCCAAGUUAAUACAUAUUGCACAACAAGGAAGGCAAAGAUUAUAAUUGUACUGUUCACACUGAUAUCAUUUAUAAUUUACAAUUUCACUAUAUGGACUUUCACUGUCAAGAUAGCUUCCUCUGGCAUGUCACUGUGUUUGCCGAUCCAGGAGUUUAAUUACAUAUUACAGUACUUGUAUUAUAUUGACACCGUCGUAACGCUUGUACUGCCAACAUUGAUAACAAUAGUUUUAAUGAUACCAAUUACAUACAAUUUAUUAGAACUUCUUCGAAGACAACAAGCUCGCCUUACUGGAAAAACUCAACAGAAAGACAGAAGACAGAGCACCCCGCAAAGUAAAGUUACAAAACUCUUAUUUUCAGUGUCACUUGCAUUCAUUUUGCUCAGUUUACCAAGUCAUGUUGUUCGAACACAUCUUGCAAUUUCAAGCUUUGUCGCAAUGGAAGCGAUAGAUCCGUUGGUGGUAUCUUUGAAAUACAUAUUUGAAACUAUUUAUUACCUAAGCUUUGCCGUCAACAUUGUGAUAUAUCUAACGUUUGGUGAUAGAUUCAGAAGUGAUUUUAAGAACAAGUUUUGCUCAAGGUUCAGCAGUAAAAAAGAACAGGCGUCACAAACAACCCCUUCAGUGUUAAAUGCUGAUAGAGAAGAAUCAAACACUUUGUUAUGUCACGCAAACAAUGUGACAAGUGAAACUCAUGUCUAAACAACACUAAUUAUCAUGAAAUAAUACACAAUGCUUGUGUAAAUAUGUCUAAAUACUUAACAAGUGAAACUCAUGUCUAAACAAUACUAAUUAUCAUGAGAUAAUACACAAUUCAUGUGUAAAUACGUCUAAAUACUUAACAAGUGAAACUCAUGUCUAAACAAUACUAAUUAUCAUGAGAUAAUACACAAUUCAUGUGUAAAUACGUCUAAAUACUUAACAAGUGAAACUCAUGUCUAAACAAUACUAAUUAUCAUAACAUAAUACACAAUUUAUUUGAACAUAUGUCUAAAUACUUUAAAAAUAGACAAAAUGUGUUCUUAUUCUACAUUAAAAAGUAAGCAUUGCGUAUUCGAAAAACAUAAAGACGAACAUAUGUCUAGGAAAUAAUUUAAUUGCUUUACACUGAAUUACAAGUACAUGUAAACUGACGGAAUGAACAUUAAUUUAAAUGAAGAGUGGAUAAUCAUGUUUAUAUCAAAAUCUCUGCUGGUGUUCAACGGAAAUGUCUUACAACCAGAAGCAUAACAUAAAUAUUGUUCAAGAAUCAAUACACUAUGUCCAAUUUCAAAAAUUAAAGCUAACAUUAGUCAAGCUUACAAUAAUUGACGUAGACUCAGUAAGCUUGUCAAAUCUAUUCUACACGUUUCUUACGUUUUUGACUAUCAUAAAAUUCCUCAGAUAUUUCGCUGAACUUAAAUAACGUAUAACUAGUUAUGGAUUAGUGUAAUAAAGACACAUAUAUUGUUAUUAAUUCUUUCGUUACUAAUGAUACUUAAUUACAACAAAGUACAGUGUUCGUCUCUUCCAAAGUUAUAUCCAAGACGAACAAAUCUUUAUUUUGCACCAGUAAUUCAGUGUAUCAGUUUUGAAAUCUCCACAAUCUCGACUAUUUACAAAGUCCAUUUCACAUUUAGUUGGAUACACAGUUUUAAUAGUUUGCAAUUGAUUGUGUCCUACAUUGUUCUGAAAGUAGAUUAAAUGUACGUUACAUUGUAAUGUUUUGUUUAAGCUUUAACCAGAAAGUUGUUUUUGUCUUUUGCUUUUGUGUAAGGAAAAUCGGUCUUAUAUUUAUUUCAUUUUUAAGAUAUCUUAUAAAGUUUAAUAGAUAUCUGAUAAAGAAAUUAAUACAUAUCUUACUUAUUUAUGGUAAAUCAGAUAUUUAAC